Messenger RNA from Closterium sp. NIES-65, 633 nucleotides. Lineage: Eukaryota; Viridiplantae; Streptophyta; Zygnematophyceae; Desmidiales; Closteriaceae. The record is from the annotation of a GenBank genome assembly.
AUGACCACUCUUCGGGUACUGUUGCACGUUGCUGCUCAGCGUGACUACGAGCUCCACUCGCUUGACUUCAGCACAGCCUUCCUACAGGGCAGCGUGCGCGAGAAGAUCUGGCUGUGCUGCCCACCUGGCUUCACUGGGUCGUUUCCAGCUGGUACCAAGUGGAGCCUCCGGCGGCCAGUCUACGGUCUCCGCCAGGCACCCCACGACCUCGUCUUUUCUACUACUGACAAUGAGGCACUCGCCCACGUGAAGUCCAAGCUGCAGAAGAGACACACGUGCACAGACCUGGGUGAGCUAACAAGCUAUCUUGGCUUGCGGAUCACCCGGGACAGAGCACAGCGCACCAUUACCUUGACUCAGUCACACAUGGUGCAGCAGGUCCUUCAGCGCUUCGGCUUCACCUACUCCUCGCCACAGUCCUCUCCUCUGCCUACCAGUCACUCGCUCUCUGCUCCACCUUCGGACGAGUCCGUAGAGCCGAGUGGCUCAUAUCCAGAGCUUCUGGGCUGCCUCAUGUACCUGAUGAAUUGCACACGACCUGACCUCGCAUACCCUCUCAGCCUUCUGGCUCGCUACGUGGCUCCCGGCAGGCCUCGAAAGGUGCAGUGGGAUGCUGCAAAGAGGGUGUUGUGA